AUGGAAACAAUUCUGAGGUUAAUUUCUUCUGAUAGCACCCACCCUGGAACCUUUGUGCUUUUCCUUGGUGUCGCUCUCGCUGUUACCGCCUUCCCUGUGCUAGCUCGUGUUCUUGCAGAGCUCAAGCUUAUCAAUACCAAGAUAGGUCGAAUUGCCAUGUCAUCAGCACUUGUCAAUGAUAUUUGUGCUUGGGUGCUCUUAGCCUUAGCCAUAGCCCUAGCCGAGACCAGCUCUUCGAGUUUGACUUCAGUCUGGGUGAUUCUCUCGAGUGCCGCCUUUGUGGUGGUGUGUAUCUUCUUGGUUCGACCCGCAAUCAUGUGGAUGGUCCGUCGUACACCUGAGGGUGAACCGUUCAGUGAUUUUUACAUAUGCCUUAUACUCACAGGGGUUAUGAUAUCAGGGUUUAUUACUGAUGCUAUAGGAACACAUUCUGUGUUUGGGGCCUUUGUUUUUGGACUUAUCAUCCCAAAUGGACCUUUAGGUGUAACCCUUAUUGAAAAGCUUGAAGAUUCUGUAUCAGGACUUCUACUUCCUCUGUUUUUCGCCAUCAGUGGUCUUAAGACUGAUGUUCGUCAAGUUGGCGACUUUAAAGUCUGGCGUAAUCUGAUGCUUGUCAUCAUAUUGGCUUGUUCUGGAAAGGUUGCUGGCACCACUGCUGUCGCUUACUUCUACAACAUGCCAAUCCGUGAAGGAAUCACCCUCGGCUUGCUCAUGAACACCAAAGGUCUUGUUGAAAUGAUCGUCCUAAACGUUGGAAAGGACCAAAAGGUAAUAGAUGAUGCAUCAUUUUCGAUCAUGGUGAUAUCAGCAUUGAUAAUGACUGGUCUGAUUGCUCCCCUGGUCACCGCUAUUUACCGGCCAGCAAGAAGAUCUGUAGCAUACAAGAGAAGAACCAUACAGAAAUCAAAACCAGACGCAGAACUCAAAGUAUUGACUUGCAUUCACACACCAAGGAAUGUGCCGACCAUAAUAAAUCUACUGGAAGCCAGCCACCCAACCAGAAGAUCCCCAAUAUGUGUGUACGUGCUACAUUUAGUAGAACUAACAGGGCGAGCAUCAGCAAUGCUCAUAGUGCACAAUACCAGAAAGUCAGGUCGACCAGCUCUCAACAGAACACAAGCUCAAUCAGAUCAUAUCAUCAAUGCCUUUGAAAAUUAUGAGCAGCAUGCUCUAACUGGGUCUGUCUCGGUUCAGCCUUUGACAGCCAUUUCUCCCUAUAACUCAAUGCAUGAAGAUAUUUGUCAUUUAGCACAGGAAAAACGAGUGGCCUUUAUUAUUAUCCCCUUCCAUAAGCAACAAACUGUGGAUGGGGGAAUGGAAUCAACAAAUCCAGCUUUUAGAACUAUAAACCAGAAUUUAUUAGCCAACGCACCUUGCUCGGUUGGGAUCCUUGUUGAUAGAGGGCUAAGUGGGUCGACCCGUUUGGCUGCAAACCAGGUGUCACACAACAUAGCAGUGCUCUUCUUUGGUGGGCCUGAUGACAGGGAGGCACUUGCAUAUGCAUUGAGGAUGUCAGAACAUCCAACCAUCACUGUAACUGUAAUGCGAUUCAUACCAGGUGAUGAUGCUUCUAGAGCAGCAACCGUGGAGCCAAGUCGUGAGCCUGGGGACCCGCGAGUGCUGACUGUGAUAACUGAUGCCGAACAAGACAAGCAACUGGAUGAAGAAUAUAUCAAUGACUUCAGAUCGAAGACAACCAACAGCGAAUCAAUCACAUACACGGAGAGAAUUGUAAACAAUGGGGAAGAAACAGUGGCUUCAAUAAGAGCAAUAGAAACUGUUCACGAUCUAUACAUAGUGGGAAGAGGACAAGGCAUGAUAUCACCGCUUACAGCCGGUCUAACAGAUUGGAGUGAAUGUCCUGAACUUGGAGCAAUUGGGGACAUGUUAGCAUCAUCAGAUUUUGCAGCAACAAGCUCUGUUCUAGUGGUGCAACAAUAUGUUGGUUUAGGGCCACAACAUGAGUCUCCAGCAACUCCUGACAGCCCCACUGCUCCAGAUCUUGAUGAGCAAUUAAACGCAGGAUUACACCAGCAAAGACAACAACCAGGAAAGGGCCAGAAUGCCUUCAAUCUCUAA
Messenger RNA from Spinacia oleracea (spinach), 2079 nucleotides. Its product is annotated as cation/H(+) antiporter 15. The transcript has 2 exons. Lineage: Eukaryota; Viridiplantae; Streptophyta; Magnoliopsida; Caryophyllales; Amaranthaceae. Gene Ontology annotation, cellular component: membrane; endomembrane system. Gene Ontology annotation, molecular function: antiporter activity. The record is from RefSeq and is a predicted model, not a curated record. Gene Ontology annotation, biological process: regulation of pH; proton transmembrane transport. Bases 1 to 2079 code for a protein of 692 amino acids.